Molecule: messenger RNA, 2004 nt
Organism: Syngnathus typhle (broad-nosed pipefish)
Lineage: Eukaryota; Metazoa; Chordata; Actinopteri; Syngnathiformes; Syngnathidae
Product: Krueppel-like factor 11
Exons: 5
Coding region: 504-1547 (347 amino acids)
Biological process (GO): regulation of transcription by RNA polymerase II
Molecular function (GO): DNA-binding transcription factor activity, RNA polymerase II-specific; RNA polymerase II cis-regulatory region sequence-specific DNA binding
Source: RefSeq, a predicted model, not a curated record
UUCCACCUGACUUCAUUUAAGUGUCCCUGGUAUGGAGCAGGUUCUUUGUGUGCAUCCCGAUGAUGUGUCACUUGCUACCUCAUACCGGCCUGCUGCCAGCCUGGUAAGGAUAAGUGCAUCGACCACCUUCUCCAGCAAAGCGCGGGCACGUGACGGCAACGCGCAGCGCGUGCACGAGUUCACUGGGUUCAUCGAGUUUACCGUGACACCGCUGACUCCUUGGCCCCGCCCCUCAGACAGCCGUCCACCCCGCCCCCGACCAAAGCGCCUUUCAGGGCUAUAACCACGCCCCACCCGGCUGCCUAUUGGUCGAGGCCUGCUACACCUUUGCUACUGAUUGGCCGCGUGUUGACCGACGCUUACCUUCUUUCACCCCCGCCCCCGUCUGCUUCCUGUUGUUUUUGUCUUUGGCGCGUGAGCUCACGCGCGCGCCAGCCAGCCAGCCCGGCCGGCGGAUCCCCCCGAACACCUUGUCCGUUGUCUCUCCGCGUCUCUCGGCCGCCAUGCUGCUCCCCCGCCAGGUGGACUUGGAGGCGGCUGAGGCGCUAGUCAGCAUGAGUUUCUGGGGUCACAAUUCGCCGGGGCCCCGCCCGCUGACUCCAAACUGCGACUCGUGUGACUCCGCCCCCUCGCACUCGCUGGGCACGCCCUCAGCCAAUGAGAUGGCGGCGUUGUCAUCACUGUGCAUGACUCCGCCUCGCAGUCCCAUCUUAGGUGAGGCCAACAUCGCCGCAUCUGUCCUAAGCCGUCUUCCCGAUGACUCCGCCACGCCGACUGGCGUCGUCCGUCACACCGCCGACAGUCUCAGAGCGUCGCCUGCUACUCCUCGGGUGACUCCCCAGCCAUCCUCACCUACUCCUCCCGUCUCGCCGCCUCCUCUCGUCUCGCCGCUCCUCUGCCAGCUUUUCCCGUUGGCCAGCUUCUCCCUCCUGAGUUCGGCCGUGCCACAGGGCGCUGUUGUGCUGGUGGUCCCGCCCGCCCGGACGCCGAUAACCCCGGGCAGCGCCAAGCUUCUCCCCCUGGCGCCCACACCCGACACCUCGCCGACGGGCAGCGCCAGCGGGGACUCGUUACGCCGCCGCAACUACGUGUGCGACUUCCAGGGAUGCCGCAAGACCUACUUCAAGAGCUCCCACCUCAAAGCACACCUGCGCACGCACACAGAGUGGCGACCAGUCCUGCCCCUCUUAGACUUGACGCUAAUGACGACAAGCGGUCUGGAAAAUGGACGGACCGUAUUCACCACCGUUGUUUGUUUCGGCAGGCGAGAAGCCGUUCAGCUGCCGCUGGGAAGGUUGCGACAAAAAGUUCGCCCGCUCCGACGAACUUUCCCGCCACCGCCGCACGCACACGGGCGAGAAGAAGUUUGCGUGCGGCGUGUGUUCACGUCGCUUCAUGCGCAGCGAUCACCUGACCAAACAUACACGCAGACACUCCAGCGCCAAGAGGCCCGCCGCCGCCGCCGCCGCCUCCUGGACCCUUGCUCAAAGCUCAGGCGCAGUCCUUCCUGUCGGCCUCACAGUCACCUCAGGACUAUGUUAGCAUGACUGCAGGUAGAGGACUGAAGUGCGUUCGGACGUGCAACGCAAAACUCUCCUCGCUCAGGAUUUUUUUUUUCAAAUUUAUUAGAAAAAAUGGCGACCAGGUGGUUGUCCAUAGACACAAACAACAAUAACAAUUGCACUACAUUUUUUACACAUUAAAAACUUGUUUUUGUACUCUUUUCUUUCACGUAUGUAUAAAGGAUGUUUACUGUGUGUAUAAAUAAUCUGUUGCAUCUGUGUACCAAAACAUAAGUGUUGUGCUUGCUUCUUAAUGACGUACAUACGUAAUCCACUGUAGGUGAAUGUCAAGUAACUCCACAGCCAAUUAGGUAUUCUCACUGUGAUACUACCUACUACUACUUAUUACUUCAUAAAUAUUUUGUAGCCAGGAAGAAAAUACCUCAUGUUAUUGUGUAAGAAAAUAAGUUGUUUUUAUAAUAAAUUGAAAUGCAAGAAAUAA